CCUACCUGUUGCUCGAUGGUGAAGGUUGUGUUUUGUUACCUGCUCUCAAAAAUCUCACGUUACUCUUUUUUUUUUUUCUUUUUUUCUUCUAUUCUUUCGAGAAAAAGAAAAAUCAAACGUGCCGAUCAUCAAUGUUAAAAGCUUAUAACACAUCAUUGAAAAAAUCAACCCUUAUAUAUAUGCCUAGGAAUUUUUAAAAUCUGGAAAAAUUCUUUUUCCACAUCUUUUCUGGAGCAAUUAUGACUAGUUUCAGUUUUGUGUAUGUGUGAGUGAAAAAUGUGACUCAAAAAAAAUGUGUGUGGAAAAAUCUAUGCGAUCGAUUAAUAAAAGACUAUGCAUCACACUGGAGAGAACGAGAGAGAUAAAUGAGUUGGAUGCUAAUUAAAGUGUAAAUUAUCUUGUUCUCAAAGUGCCAUAUAUUAAUUUAAUUAAUUGGAAAAUAAAUUUAAAAAAAAAUUUCGGUACCUCGACAGACUUAGUGCCUCAGUUGCUUGGGAUGUUCGACGAGCUUGCAAGAAGGGGGAAUGGCUACACGAAUCAUGUAGUCCUGCCAUCAUCCUGCAACAUACCAGCAGCCCUACAAAAACGUCUCAGCUUGGUCUCACAAUCUCAUCGUGAAUCCAUAUUGGGUCCUUUGUGCUCUUCCGAAUCAAUGAUCAACAACUCCAAUUGGGAAGAAGUAACAAACGAAAUGGAGUCUAAUAAAUCCCAAGAUGGUUCGAAUAAGUUGGAAGCAUCAUUAAUGUGCAGCAACAUUAAUUCCAAAAUUGAUAAGAAUGAUGACACUGUUUCAUCACAAAGUACACUCAAGGAACGUUCAGUGUCCGAUGACAAGUCACUUUAUCAAAAUAAUAAUAAUAAUGAUUUAACAGCGCUUCGUUAUAAUAGACAUCGAAGAACGGGAAGUCGGCCAUUAUCCGGAAGUUCCAUUGCUUCCAGUACAUCAUCGAGUGGCUGUAGUAAUCAGGAAAAUACGUGCCCUGCUAAUCCCUGCUUGACCUCUGUCGAAUCACUUGCUGACACUUGUGCCAGUUCUCAAGGCUCAGGAGACAGCGGUGUGGUUGUAACAGUUUCUGAAGCUAGUUGUCGAAUUGAAGAUGGAAAUAGUAUAAAAAAUAAUCCUCUAUUACAUCAUAGGCCACGAUAUUGUGAUCCCCAUAGAAAUCCUGUCGAAAGAGUUCUCGUUGAAAUUGUCGAUACCGAAGCUAUUUAUGUUGAACAUCUUCGACAAGUCAUUCAAGGGUAUCUUAUAUUUUGGCGAGACGAUCCAGCUUCACUAGUACAUCAUUUACAACUUAAUGAUUUAUUUAGCAAUAUUGAAGAUAUUUUUAAAUUUAAUAGUCAAUUUCUUACCGAAAUAGAAAAUUGUGGAUUAGAUCCAAUUUGCGUGGCAAAUACUUUUAUUAAACACAAUUCAGGAUUUAAAGUUUACACUGAGUAUUGCACAAAUUAUCCAAGGACAGUUUCAGUAUUAACGAAACUUAUGAGUCAAGAGGAAUUAGCGAGUGCUUUUAAAGAACGACAAGCAGCACUGGACCAUGCUUUACCCCUCGGAGCAUAUUUGUUAAAACCAGUUCAGAGAAUUUUAAAGUACCAUCUACUUCUAAAGAAUUUAUCAAAAGAGUACGGUGCUGGUUAUUAUGACAAAGAGAACCAAACUGAAGGCAGUAAAGCGAUUGAAGGUGCUCUAGAGGCGAUGAACGGUAUUGCGGAUCAUAUCAAUGCUAUGCAAAAGAAACACGAACACGCUGUGCGAGUUCAAGAAAUACAGUCUCUAUUGUAUGGCUGGACAGGUCCUGAUUUAACAACAAGUGGUGAAUUGGUCGCAGAAGGAAGAUUUCGAAUGAGAGGAGCCAAAGCUCCAAGGCACGCUUUCUUAUUUGAGAAAAUGCUUCUCCUCACCAAAAAAAAGGAAGAUGGUCUACUUGUUUAUAAAACUCAUAUUAUGUGUUCAAAUCUUAUGUUGAUUGAAAGUAUUCCUGGUGAACCUUUCAGCUUUCACGUCAUCCCAUUUGAUAAUCCACGAUUACAAUAUACGUUACAGGCGCGGAAUUUAGAACAAAAGAGAGAAUGGACUCUACAGAUAAAGAGCGUGAUUUUAGAGAAUUAUAAUGCUGUGAUACCUUCACAUGCGAGACAAUUGGUCUUGCAAAUUGGGCAAAGGCAAUCUGAAGAAGACUGUAGCACGAUAGACAAAGUUUUAGCAAAGAAACAAUAUUCAUCACCGCCGGAAUAUUUAGAAAAGCGGAAGCAAGAAAGAGAGAGGAGAAGAUCGGAAACUGGUGUUCGACAAAAAUUAAAGAAAGGAAGAAAAAUUGAUGAUAAUUCUUCUCUCGCAAACCAAACUGAAGAAAAUGGAUCCAGAGAACAAAGUCUUAAUAGAUCAUGUGAUACACGUGCCUCGAAAGUUAAGGAUCGUUUUACAAGCUGGAGACGAAAAUCUGAACCUGGUUUUCAAUCUUAUAUCAGUUUAAAUAUGUCCGAUGAGGAACAAAAAGAAGAUCCAGUCGAUACUGAAUUUGGAAAUACAGAAAGCGACUGCACUAUUGUGACAAAUGAAGACGAUAAUUCUACAAUAAAUUCUGAAAAUAAUUCAUCAAUUUCCGAGACCAAAGAUACAAAUGAUCAACAAGAACCUCAACCACAAACGGUAGAAGAAAUUGUUGGUCAUAUUCUUAUGCAAAAUCAAGAAUUCCAAAAGCUUAUCGAAAAACAAAGAACAAGUAAUCUUAUGAAUGUGAGACAACAACGCUUCAAUAAAUGCAUAUCAGUUGAUAGUUCCGACGAAAGUGAUACAGAAAAUACCAACUACUCUCAAGACUCCACCAAUAAUCGAAAUACACGUUUGAGAAAUUCUUGUACACGACGUGAACAAAGAUUUGUUCGUACAAAUAAUGUUUGGAAUUCACUUUCUUCAAUGCCACAACGAAUUAGUCCAUCUCUUCGAUUACGUUAUGAUAAUUUUCGAUCAGCCGAUGAUAAACAACAGGAGCAGAAAAAAACAAAUCGUAUUCAGGAGAAAAGAGCAAUUUUCGAAGCAUUCAAACGGCAGAGUAUCGUCACUGAGAGUAAAAUUAUUAAAACAGCACUUCAAAUACGAGAAAAUUCAACUUCAAGUACAGAAGAAAAUCAAAAGGAAAUAACUGCGACAGCCGAUGGGGAAAAUAUUGAGGCUAAAGGUUUUGAGAAUUAUGAUAAUUUACAAAAUGUUUGGGAAAGUUUGAAAGAUGUAAAGGAUCAAGAGGGUAAUAAUGAUAGUCCAACGAGGCCGGCAGUCUGGUUGACGAAGCUUUGUGAAGGUUUACCAGUCUCGCCACAAAAAAGCGGAUCGCUACCUCGUAGUUUCCAAAUUAGUCCAACGUCUUGUCUUCAUUCAACAACAAAACCGCGAUUUCUACAGCGUGACGGUAAACCAAUGAGUGAACGUCCAUUUACAAUUGCGUCUGAUAAACCAGCUGAGAUCAACUUGGAAGAUAUGGAAAGAUACGCUUCCACUUGUCAAACGGGAGGACGAAUUGCCAAGUUUCCCACUUCUAUCUCAACAUCAUCUUCAAAUUUCUUCUGCUCACUUCAUGAUUCAAUGACUGAUGCAUAUUCUGAAUUACAUGUCGCUCCUACUAUUACCAAUGUUCAUCCAGAUCACAAAAUUUACAGGCCCAAUGGAAGUGGAACAAUAUCCUUAAAAAAUGUUCUCUCAAAAGCCGGAAGUAGAUUACAAGGUCUGCGAUCAACAGCCAGCAGUGAAACACUAGAGUACAGUGACGAAUUGGAAAGAACGAAAUUUUAUCGCUCUAUCAAUGGUGGUAAAACAAAAAAGAAGAAUAAAUUCAAAUUGUCCCGAGAAUCAUCAUCAGACGUUGAGGAAAUGGUUAGUCAUAUUGCUAACAGUUCGAAAAUUUCAAGAAGUCCUUUACAUUACUACAAACAGGGAAGUUCUCGUUUGGGAGCUCGUAUCGCUCAAUCCGAUUAUGCUGAUCCAUCAACUCUUUUCACUGAAAAUAAACGAAUGGAACUUGCCACAUCUAAACAAAAUCUUUUAGAGAAAAAAGAUUCUAACGAUAAAUCAAUAAUAAAAGAUCGAGAAUUUAAUGAAUGUAAAACAAUUGAUGAAAAAUUUGAAGAGAAACAAGAUGAGAAAAAAUUCGAAAGACAAGAUAGUGAGAUGGAUAGUUUUUAUGAAAGAUCAUUUGAAACAAUAGAAAAUUAUAUUGAUGUCGAUGUUGAAGAUGCUUUUCGUGAUAGUGCAAUAUUUAGUGAUGGUGAGGAUACAUUGACAAUAAGAUCAUCACUUAUUGAAUUUGAUGAAGCAAUAAAUCGAGUGCCAAUUAAGUCAAAAAUUGCUCCUCCAAUACCGGCGAAAAAAAGAUCGUCACCAAAAAUUGGAUGCGAUGUUAAAUUAAAACCCGUAAUUAUGCAAAAACCGGAACAUUUGAAAUUGAGGACAAAAAUGUUUAAAAGUCCCGAUUUAAAUAAAUCAUCUAAUUCUUCGAUGCAAUCGGAAAAUGAAAGUAAUAAAAUUCCAUUAUCGGAAAUCGAAGAUUUUGAUGAUGUUUCUGCAGGUCAAAGUCAUGCAGGAUGGGUUAAAAAAAUGGUAGGUCAAUUGCAAAGUCGAAAUGAAACGUAAUUACAUUUCACAUUUGCUUAUUUAAUUAUUUUUUUUUUUAGGCAAAUUCAAUAUAUGAAUUGCAUAAUCAGAGUUAAUUUUAAUUAAUGACGAUUUAAAGUUUUUUAAUUAUGAAAAAUGGGAAUUUUUUAAUUAUUAAUUAAUUAAUCGUUAUAUGAAUUUUGUGAAAUUAUAAUAUUUUUAUCUAUUCAUGUGCAUGUUAUCUUGUAUUUAAGUUUUUAUAUAUCAUUUUCCAAAAACGACUUUAUUUAUUAAUCAUUUGUUGAAUUUUUUUGGAGAAAUUAAUAAUAAUAUAUUGAAUCGUCAGAAAUAUUUACGCAAAAUUUAUAAAAUAUAUUUAUGAUAUAUGAAGUCAAUUUUUGAAAUAUAUAGAAAAAUAUUAAACGAAAAAUGCAUUGAAACAUUUUUGCGUUUUAAGAAAUAUUUCGACGACUCUUAGAGCGUCCCUUGUGCCUUAAAAAGAAUGUGCGAUAUAAUCUCAAAUAUUUUUUAUCUUCGCUCCAUUCUUAUCAAUGCUAAUAUAUAUAUAUAUAUAUAUAUAUAUUUAAAAGUAUUGUGAAAAAAAUGAAAAACCAUUAAAUGCGACCUGUAAAUAUAUAUAAUUAGAAAUAAGUUUUUCUGUUCCGAUAGAAGAAAAAAGUACUGAUAGGAUUGAAGUCUGAUUAAAAAAAAAAAAAAGAAAAAAAAAAAAAAAAGAUUGAUCUUCCAAUGUUGAUUAUUAUUAUCGUUGCAGUAACUAUUUUCACAUGUAAAUUUUUAAUAGUAAUAGUUUAACUAACAAUCAAAUGUUUUUAUUCUCGCUUUAAGCAUUAUUGCAAACUUCCUGUGAAUUCUCUCGAUAUGAGAUAAAUCAUAUAAAUAGUUUAAUUCAUGAGAAAAAUUAAAGUAUGUACUUAAAUUUUACAAACAAAAUCGAACAACAAUUUUUAACAUUUUUAUGACAAUAAAUGAAAAUUUUAAAAAAUGUUUUGUUUAAUUACUUAUACUUAUAUAAUUGGUUGAAUUUUGUUUUUUUUUUUUUAUUUUUCGAACAGAAAGGUGAGUGAAUUAUGGAUUUAUGAUUCAAUUUUUAUUAAUUAUGAACGUCUAUUUACAUAAAAUGUUUACACAUGUAAAUAAAUAUAUAAUUCGUGACAUUAUGUACAAUUUCUAUAUUAUUGUAUUUAUUGACGCUAACUAAGCGAAUAUUACUACUAUCUCGUGAUAUUUAAAUACGAAGAAUACUUUUUUUUAAUUUACUCUUUUUUUUCCGUGAUUGGUGUUUUGCUUUUUGCUCGUAUUUUUUUACGGUUUAAUUUUUAUUAUAUAUAUAAAAUAUCUUGCGAGAGACACCAAAACGCUUUAGAAACUCUUAACAUAAAUAUAUAUGAUUCUUAAACUCGUCUUUUCUAAAAUGCUUGACCAUGUGCCAAGACUACUUUCCACUAGUGCUUCGAUUAUCGUUUUGUUUUUUUUUUUGUUUGAUGGAAGAAAAUUUUCUUUUCGUACAUUUAUGUAUAAUAUAUAAUUUCAACAUGAACAAUUUCAAGAAGCAAUAUUAAAUAUAUAUAGAUCUAUAUGUGUAUAUAUAUACUCUCUUUCUGUUUCUGGCUUUUCACCUCCCAAAAUAUUAUUUUAUUCUUUUAAAUUCGUUAGCAGGAUAAAUCCAAAUAUUGUACUAGACCACUAAUUAAAAUUUCUAAUUCUAUUAACGAAAUAUUUAACACGAGAAUUCGGAUUUUCUAGUUAUUUCAAUUAUUUUAAGGAUAAUUAAUGUCUUUUUUUUAAACAUUUUUUUAUUAGAAUAAAAAUAUUUGAAUGAUUCAAAAUUUGAACAAUUAAAAAAAAAUGUUUAGUGUUGAUUAAUUAAUUCCAAAUCCUCGUUAAAGGAAAUUAUGGUUAUCCUGCUUUGAUUUUAUAACUUCUUUUUCUACGAAAAUAUUUUAAUUUACAAUUUUUAAAUUGCUUCCAUUAUAGUGAUUAAAGAUACAUUUAUGGCAUCACUAGUCGAGACAUUCAAAUUAUUCAUAUUUCUUUAAAUUUUUGAACUAUCAAAAAUAUUAAAUUGACAGUUUCUAAGAAAUAGUAUUAAAAAUAUUUAAAAACAUUUUUUAUCUGUUACUCUGUUAUGUCGUUUCAUAAAAUUUUAAAUUCUAUUUCCUUUCGUUGAUUUAAAAAUUAAUUUUUGAGAAUUUUUAGUUUCGAUUAAUGAAGUCAUAAUGCAACUCUCAACCGUUUAAAUCUGAUAAUAUUGUUCUCAAAAUCAAAGUAUUAUAUACUUAUAAUUCUAUAAAUAAAAAAAAAAAAAAAAAUUCCUACCAUGAAGUGAAAGAGAUUUUCAUUAUACUUUGAUUUUUCUUUUUGUUAAAUUUGUCUGGUCGUCGAAGAACGAUAUGUAUACCACAAUAUUAUAAUGGUAUAAUUCUUGUUCCAUGUUAAUUGCAUUUAUGAAUAAAAAUAAAAAUAUAUUCAUUUAUUUAUCAUUUGUGUAUUGUCAUAUAUGAGAAUUUUGAAUUUGAACUAUCGAUUUAAAUAGAAGAAAAAAUCCUCUUCUUCCCAGUAAGAAAUGUUUAAUAUUUUUUGUGAAUAAAAAAUAUGAAUUUAUCUUUUUAUAAGCUAUGUGUAAAACACAUUCGAGAUUUAUUGAAAAUUAAUUUAUCUCUAAAAUGAAUUAUUGUAAUUGACAACUAUAUUUAAAGCCAAAGCUUUUUUUUUUGCAAUUCACGCGAAAAAGAGAUUAAAUUUUAUUGAAUGUAUUUUAUUUUGAAGUGUAAUAAUUUUUUUUUUUUCAAAGAACAAGAGAGGAAGACAUUUUAAAUUCUAAUUUUUAUAUAUUUGAUUGAAUAUUUUGGUGUUUACUUGUUAUGAAAAUGAGUUGGAAUACUCUUUUUUCUCUAAAUAAUUUCUCUUAGAUUUAAAUUUAAUUUUUGCUAAUUUUAAUUUAAUGAAAUUUCAUGAUAGAUUUAAUGUAACCGCAAGUAAUGUAAAAAAUAGUUAAAAGUAAAAUCUUUUGAAGCUUUAAUAUACACAAUUUUUACAUAUAAGUUUAUAUCGUAUUUGUUUCACCAACACUCGUGUACAAUAAGAAGGCAAUUUUGAAAAGGAAUGUUUUUUUAGAUAAGAUGUUUUUUUUAUAAAAAAAAAAAAAAUUAAACGUUCUAGAAAACAAAAAUUUGUAUAAUUUAAAAUUGUAAUACUUAUUUUCCCUUAUUUACAACAAAGCUACAUUUUUUUCUUAACAUUAAAAAUUUAGAAUUUCUCAAGAAUAAACUUUGGUUCAAAAUACUUUACACGAAUCGACAUCGCUCAACAAUAAUUAAUUGAAUGAACGAUAUUCAAAUGAAUCUCGCUGUCACCAAUUUUAAAAUAUAAAACAGUAGAUAAUAAAACAGAAAUAUCAAAAUCACUUUUGUUUAACAAAAAAAAAAAAAAAAAACAUAA
Leptopilina boulardi is the source of this 8044-nucleotide messenger RNA. RefSeq lists its product as uncharacterized. The transcript has 12 exons. The record is from RefSeq and is a predicted model, not a curated record. Bases 497 to 4624 code for a protein of 1375 amino acids. Gene Ontology annotation, molecular function: guanyl-nucleotide exchange factor activity. Lineage: Eukaryota; Metazoa; Arthropoda; Insecta; Hymenoptera; Figitidae.